Molecule: messenger RNA, 5397 nt
Organism: Angiostrongylus costaricensis
Lineage: Eukaryota; Metazoa; Nematoda; Chromadorea; Rhabditida; Metastrongylidae
Source: the annotation of a GenBank genome assembly
AUGGACAAAUAUGAGCUGGCGGACGUGGUGAUACUCACCUGGGUCUUUGACCUCUUCAUUGCUGUGUCAAUCCGACAGUGUCAGAAUAGCGCAGCAUUACCCCAUCAACCGAUUAUUUCGGUUCAGUACUUAUUCAAAGUUAUCCUGGACCGCGACCUAAUUGCACUCAACUGUGGUGUUGUCGUGCUAGUAGUGAAAAAAAUGGAACAGACAUGGAAUAAUUUAGGGAUAAUCCGAUAUCGACGACCCCGAUCUCGCAGGUCUGCCAACUCUUGGGAUCAUUAUGUUGAGGUCCUGGUUGUGGCGGAUUCGAAAAUGCACGAGUAUCACGAACUCAAUCUCGAAGCUUAUAUACUUACCCUAUUUUCUACUGUAGCGUCUAUUUAUCGGCACCAGUCGUUGCGAGCAUCCAUCAACGUCGUCGUGGUGAAGAUCAUCAUUCUAAAGCACGAAAAUGCCGGUCCGCAUGUCACAUCCAACGCGCAAGACACUCUACAACAGUUUUGUCGAUGGCAACAGUUGUACAACGACGGCGACGAUGAAAGUCCUAAUCAUCACGACGUGGCUAUCCUACUAACACGAGGAGACAUUUGCAGAGCACCGGGCAAAUGCGACACAUUGGGACUGGCCGAGUUGGGCACGAUGUGCGAUGCUGGAAAGAGCUGUGCCAUCAUCGAAGACAACGGACUCAGCGCUGCGUUCACCAUCGCUCACGAACUGGGCCACAUCUUUAACAUUCCUCACGACGACGAGCGAAAAUGUGCGCAAUACAUGCAAUUGGUCAAGCACAACUUCCAUAUCAUGGCUCCCACACUCGAGUACAACACACAUCCAUGGAGUUGGAGCACUUGCUCGAGCAAUAUGCUUGAACGAUUUCUUGACAACAACCGUGGGCAGAUUCAGUGUUUGUUCGAUCAGCCUGUUCAAAGGAAAUACUAUGAACAGCUGUUUGAAGAUGAAGCUCCUGGCAGGAAAUAUGACGUCAGCCAACAGUGUAAAUUUGUCUUUGGACCACAAUCAGAACUAUGUCCGUAUAUGCCGACGUGCCGACGUUUGUGGUGCGCGACAUACUACGGUAGUCAGAUGGGCUGUCGUACGCAGCAUAUGCCUUGGGCCGAUGGCACUCCUUGUGACAAGACAGGCCGAAUGGUUUGUAAAAUGAAUGCGGCGAAGUAUCCAUUUAAAAUUGACUACUGUCAUAAUCUUACCUUUCCUCUCUUAUUACACAUGCUCAAAUACGGUUCGGUUUUCAGCAAUGUCAUCGUGGUGAGUGCGUGUCAAUUGGAGCUGAACAUCGGGCCAAGGUGGAUGGUGGUUGGGGCGAGUGGCGGAUGUGGGAGACGUGCAGUCGCACUUGCGGUGGAGGAGUCCAGAGAGCUCUGCGAGACUGUGAUAGUCCCAACAUCGAUGUUCUUCUUAGCUGGGAUGACUGAUGAACCACUUGCUGCAGCAUCGCAGAUUUUCAGACCUGCAAACGGAGGCAAGUACUGCGUCGGUCAACGAGAACGCUAUCGCUCGUGCAAUGUGGCUGAUUGUCCAUGGGACACUCCGGGUUUCCGCGAAGUUCAGUGUGCAGAGUUCAACAACAAGGAUGUUGGUAUUCAUGGAAUUCCCACGAGAACCACAUGGGUUCCAAAAUACACUGCCGUGGCCGACAACGAGCGUUGUAAGCUGUACUGCCGAGCUGCUGGGAGCGCCGCAUUCUACCUGCUCAAAGAGAAGGUAACUGAUGGUACACCUUGCGAUAGAAAUGGCGAUGAUAUCUGUGUGGAUGGUACGUGCGUGAAGGCCGGUUGCGAUCAUCGCUUGUACUCGACAAUGACUCGUGACAAAUGUGGCAUUUGUGGAGGUGACGGAACAACUUGCAGGACCGUGAAAGGCACCUACAAUGAGAGAGGAUCAUUCGGCUACAAUGCUGUCAUGAAAAUACCUGCCGGUUCCGCGAACAUCGACAUUCGACAGCACGGAUACAACAACCAAAAAGACGACGACAACUACUUGUCGCUUCGAGCAGCGAACGGCGAGUUCCUUUUGAAUGGCCACUAUCAGGUAAGCGUAUUCCGACAGCAAAUCCCCAUCCAAGAUGUCAUACUGGAGUAUUCCGGAAGCGACAACGUCGUCGAAAGAAUCAACGGUACUGGUCCAAUAAGAAUAGACAUCUAUGUACACGUAUUGUCUGUCGGAAAUCUUCUACCUCCGGACAUCAGCUACGAGUAUAUGACUGCCGUCGAGAAUCCACUGGCUAGGAGUGCAUCAGUGAACAACUACCACUGGAGAACCGGCGAUCAAUGGAGCACCUGCGAUAGAAUUUGCCAAGAUAUGGGUCCAAAGAUUAUCUCUUUUAGGUGGGUAACUGAGGACAUGACGCAUUGUUCGGCCCAGUGUGGAUCUGGCGAGAAAAGACAGCGAGUGUACUGUGUGAAAGUUGAAGGUGGUCGGCAGGUGAUCAUCAAAGACGAGGAUUGUGAUCGGUCCAGUCGACCUCUAGAACGAGUGACAUGCUUCGUGGAUUGUUCAGGGAGAAAAUGGAGCUAUAGCGAGUGGUCGACGUGUUCACAAUCUUGCGGUUCUACUGGUGUGUCUCGAAGAAGCGUGUCUUGUGUGGACGAUCAUAACCGCGUAGUCCCCUACCAGCUUUGCAUAGGAGAGGCCAAGGAAGCCGUUGAGAAAGAAUGUAAUCGCUUUCCAUGCCCCAGAUGGGUAUACGGACAUUGGUCAGAGUGUUCUCGAUCCUGCGACGGUGGUGUCCGGAUGCGUCACGCACAGUGUUUGGAUGCGGCCGAUAAGGAGACUCAUUACACACAGUGUGGUCCGAAGGUACGAUUUUCCACUUAUGACUCAAAUGUCAAGAUUCAAAUUGCUUACAUAACACCUCGCUCAUACUGUCCUCAUUAUUGUGUUGUUCAGCACGACCGAGAACCCUGCAAUGAGCACAUAUGUACUGGAUGGUCCUUCGGCCAGUGGUCGACGUGCUCGGUAACUUGCGGUGACGGGGUCCAGACGAGAGACGCGCUCUGUGUGGACCGCAACGGCAGACAGGUCGACUCCGCUAGAUGUAACCAUCGUGAGCGAAUCGUGCAGAAACCUUGUUCCCGACCAGCGUGUCCAUCGUGGAAAGUCGGUGAAUGGACGCAAUGCAGUGUGUCUUGCCAGGAUGGUUGGUCAACUCGUCGUGUUUCCUGUGUGGAUUCUCGAGGCGAAGACAUACAACCAGAGUUAUGUAUGGCGAGCGGGCAGGAACAACCUCCUUCACACAAGCAGUGCAACCAAGGCCCAUGUCCGUUCUGGAGAACUAAGGAAUGGAGCGCGUGUUCGGUGACAUGUGGCUCGGGAUUCAGACGUCGCACAGCUGAGUGUAUCUACAGAGAACAAAUAGUGGAUCACUCGUUCUGUGGAGAUUUCAGUCCGCCAACAACACAACAGCCAUGCAACUUGGUACCUUGCACAUCAUGGGAGGUAUCCGCAUGGGGACCAUGCUCUGUGACAUGUGGUAAUGGCACACAGACUCGUCGUACUCACUGCACAUCUGGACCGAUGAAGGAGCCGGUGAAGGACUUUCUUUGUGAUAAGGUAUCUCGACCACGCGAAAGAAGAACCUGUGAACGCGAUGCUUGCGAAACGCAAGUGUCAGAUCUGAUUGCUCAACCUGCUGAUAUGCCCCCAAUUAGAUGGGCCACUGGACCAUGGUCUGAAUGCUCUGCAACGUGUGGAAAUGGAACUCAGAGAAGAUUGGUGAAAUGCCGUGACCAUGCACGAGACUUGCCAGACGAAUACUGCUGGGAUUUGGAAAAGGUUGAACACCAGCGUCCAUGUCGUGUGAAAGUUUGCGCGUACUGGAGAAGUGGCCCAUGGAUGCAGUUGCAGUGCCCUGCCACGUGUGGCGCUCACGUGCAGCAAUCGCGCAGUGUGAUCUGCACGUCGAGGAGCCCCGAUGAGAGCGCCAGCGAAACGGACUGCAACGUUGCCGAGAGGCCACCGUCGAUGAGGUCGUGCAAGCUGAGCGUUUGUCCUAAAGGAGAACCACCACUUGGAACGUGGAUUAGUGGCGAAUGGUCCAAGUGCUCGGUGACGUGCGGUGGAGGAUGGCGACGUCGUACCGUGAGAUGCGACGGCCUUAUUUGCGACGAUAACGAAAAGCCAAAGAUGUUCGACGAAUGCAAUGUACCGCCCUGCCCGCCGAAAAGCAACAACACCUGGCAGAUCUCCCCAUGGAGUCACUGUUCCGUGACCUGUGGUGGUGGAGUGCAACGACGUCGCAUCUGGUGUGAGGACGCAGUGAGUGCUAAGUUGCAAAGCGACAGCGAAUGUCGUGAUGCGAAACCAGAGGAACAGCGCGACUGCGAACUUCAGCCGUGUCCGUCGUCACAGCUGUCACGAGCAACGUGGCAAACAACACCGUGGAGUCCGCUGAGUACUAGAUGCAAGAAUGAAUGGAGCGUGAUGAACUGGUCGGAGACCGAGCCGUUGCAGUGCUCGGCGAAGUGCGGCCGCGGCGUGCGACGCCGCGCUGUCGCCUGCGUCGACCUGGCUACAAACGCGACGCUCGCCAGCUCGCGCUGCGACGCCGCGUCGCGCCCCAUAGACGAGCACAAGUGUCGCGUCAUGCAUUGUCCGCGCUGGAGAGGAACACCAUGGUCCGCGUGUUCGACAACCUGUGGACAAGGGGUCCGUCAUCGCGAAGUGUUUUGCCAAAGAGGACGUCGGAUGCGCGCUCCCGAUUCCGUCUGUGAUGCAGCUCGUAGGCCACCUUCUACCGCGAACUGCUACCUAACUGCCUGUCCAGCGUACCACUGGACUACGACGAUCUGGUCCAAGUGCGUGGAUUCGUGCGCACGUGGUGAGCAGCAUCGGCGCGUGUACUGCGUGAAUAACGCAGGAAAACGCGCAGCACCUCGCAUGUGCGAGGCUGCCAUUGCUCCGCUGAGCAAGAGACAAUGCGACAUCUCCAACUGUCCUUACGAAUGGGUUCCGGGUCCUUGGAAUACUGUUCAUAGUUAUGAAGGUGAAAUCAGAGAACGCUGUUCCAAGACGUGUGGGAAAGGGACCCAAUUCCGCCUUGUAGAGUGUCGUGUGAAGACGCUGAACUCUACCAAAAACAUUGAGCCAGCCGUACCAAAGGAAAAAUGUGGUGCUCUUCCAAUGCCAAUUGAGUCACAAGAAUGCGAUUUGAAUGCCUGCGAAUCGGAGUUCCAGUGGCAGAUCGGGCCGUGGGGGGCGUGUUCGCAAACGUGUGGACAAGGGGUUCGUCGCCGCAAGGUGCGCUGCUACAACCGUGUUGGGAUUCUCGUGGCUCGAAACAAUUGUGAGCAGAAAUCUGUUCGCCCUCGUCGAACGCAGACAUGUUUCCUUAGAAACUGUAAGUUUUUCUGCCAUGAAAUUUACUCUGGUAGAUUGUGA